UUGACUAAAGCGACUUUUUGAAAAUAUGGAAACAUAAUUAAAUAUUAACAUUGUUAUCGUCUCCUUCUCCAAAAUUGUGUUCGAACGUAAGUGGGGCUUAGGGUUUUCAGAACGAAUCGAAGUUAAAUCUCAGAGAAACAACCUUACUUUACAAACUGAAGUCUUUGAGAAGGAAGAAUGAGCUACUUAGGUGACGUAGCAUUCAGUGUGUACCAUGGUGGGUAUUGGGUGAAGCUGUAUAAUGGAGAAUUCACAUAUUUUGGUGGGGAGAUGAAAAGUAUUGAAAGCAAACCCGAAGAAAUAUUUAUUAGGUUGUCAAAUGAGUUUAGUGAUGGGUUGUCUGGACAGAAUUUGUGGUAUAAGAUGCCUUUUGAAGACUUGAAGGAACGGAAGAGUUUUUGCAUUGGGGAUGAGAGUUUUGAGAAAAUGUGUGAAGCAGCUAGAUGGGUUAAGUUUGUUGAUUUGUUUUUAGUUAACCCAAGUGAGCAUCCAGAUGAUAUUGAUGGUCCGGAGCCGUGUGAAUCAGAGGUUAGAGUUGAAAGGAAUACACUGAAUUUUGUUGAUGAAGAUGAGAAUUUUGACUAUCACAACACACCUCCUAACUCUGAUGGUGAAGAAGAGGACAAUGUUUACAGAUGGAAACGAGGCAGUGGGUAGCUGAAGCUUAGACAAGUUUUUGACACUUUAGAAGACUUUAAAGAGGUAUUAGUGGAAUAUGUGCUAAAGGAAGGAAGGAAUAUUGAGUUCUGUCGUUGGGGGAAAGAUAAAUCUGCAGCAAAGUGUGAGAUAGAGAAAGAAAACUGUCCAUGGUUUAUACACUGCUCUUAUGAAGAACAUGUUGGAAAGUGGAUGGUGAAGGUUUUUGAAGAUAAACACAGUUGUGUGAAGGAUGGAUAUUGUAAGAUGUUGAAAUCUCCUGUGAUUACAAAGCUGUUUCUGAAUGACUGGAGGACUGAUCCUGAGAUUAAACCGAAGGCUAUUCAGAAUGAAAUUCUAAAAAAUUUCAAUUUGAUCGUAUCUCCAAACAAGAUUAAAAAGGCUAAGGCAAAAGCCUUGGAGAUCAUUGCAAAAGACCACGAGGAACAAUUUUCUAGGCUUAAAGAUUACCGCUUAGAACUCUUAAGGUAAAUUUCAGUUUAUGCUUCUUUUUUUAUAUGUCUUAGAACUCCUAAGAUUUUCUUCAUUUUAACCAAUUGUUUGUGGAUUUUUGCAAAAGUCAAAUCAUGAAUCAACUGUCCUGCUAGAUACGUUUGACAAUGAUGAUGGGACAGAAACAUUCCACAGAUUCUAUGUCUGCUUUGAAGUGAUCAAAAGACUAUGGAAAACUUGGUGUCGUCCUAUUUUUGGUCUAGAUGGAUGUUUUCUAAAGUCUACACGCAAAGGACAAUUAUUAGCUGCUGUUGGAAGAGAUGCUAAUAAUGGAAUGUAUCCAAUAGCGUGGGCGGUUGUUGAUGUAGAAAAUGAACCCAAUUGGUGCUGGUUCAUACAAAAUCUGAAGGCAGACUUGAAUCUUCAAAAUGGUCGUGGUUUUACUUUGAUCUCUGAUAGGCAAAAGGGUUUGCUGAAUGCAGUUGAGAAGGAGCUACCUAUGGUAGAACACCGGAUGUGUGCUCGCCACAUCUACGCAAACUUGAAAAAGGCUUUUCCUCGCCAAAGUGAGAUGAAGACCCUGUUUUGGCGAGUAGCUGAAAGUUAUACCAUACCUGAGUACCAGAAAAACUUGGAAGCUGUUCAGAAAUAUGAUAUGCGUAUCUUUGAAGCUAUAAUGGAGAAGAAUCCAAAGAAUUGUAGCUUGGCUUUUUGUGGACCAACUGCUUCCUGCAUAGAUGUUCACAACAACAUUUCAGAGUCAUUCAACAAUGCCAUCGAUCCUGCAAGGUAUACACCAAUGGUUGAGAUGUUAGAGGUAAUAAGAAGAAGUGCCAUGGUGAGGAUUGAUUUGAGAAAGCUGAAAGCACGACAACAUAAAAGUAGAUUCACUACUCGGGCUACACAGUUCAUAGAAUUAGAGCAAGAAAAGAUUAAGUUCUGCAAGAUGUAUCCAGGAUCAGAUGGAAGAUGUGAAGUAAGAGAGUGUAAUACAAGCUUCAGUUUGAACAUGAGGAUGAGGACUUGUUCUUGUCGGAGAUGGGAAAUGAGUGGACUUCCAUGUCGUCAUGCAUUACGCGUGAUUGCAGAUAAGAAGCUCAACUACGAAGACUACACCUCUAGCUGGUACUCUAACUCACAGCAGCAACAAAUAUUUAGUGACUCGAUACGUCCAGUUACCGGUAUGCAGUUUUGGCAGAAACUUGGUUGUGUUGUUAAGCCACCUGCUGGUCUUAUUGAAGAGGUAGAAAAUAGGAAAGGAAGGAAACCGAAGCCAAAGAGAAAGAAAGGACAGAAUGAGUCUCCUAAAAAGAAGGUUAGCAGAGAGAAAAGGAUAAUGCAUUGUGGGUGUUGUGGUAUUGCUGGACACAAUGCGAAGAAUUGUAAGAAUUUUGGGGUGCCAAAGUUCUUGAAACCAAGAAAGAGGAUGAGUUCAAACACUGGAGAAGAUGGUUAUGAGUCCACAAACACAAACGGAGGAGAUACGUCGGAUUUUGGAGAUGGACCAAGUCAAUCGACACAAUACUAAGUUGUUAUAAGAUGGGUCAGCUGUAGAUGACAAGCAUGUAUGUUUUGGUCAGUGGUGAUGGAUAUCUAAGAAUGAAAAAUGGUUUGGAGUUUUUAAAGAAGCAUGAAGAGGAAGAAUUUUUUGUUUUGUUUUUGGGAUAUGUAGUGCUUUUGGAACUUGUUUGAUGUUUAACGUUUUGGAGGUUGUUUGAUGUUUAACGCUUGAUGUUUUUAAUUAAUCGAAUGUUAUUUUUCUACCUGAAACAGAUUGUCAUUCUCUUGUUAUUAAUGUUCAAAGUUCGAAUCUGGCUU
Messenger RNA from Brassica napus (rape), 2907 nucleotides. RefSeq lists its product as uncharacterized. The transcript has 4 exons. Gene Ontology annotation, molecular function: zinc ion binding. NCBI's taxonomy places the organism in Eukaryota, Viridiplantae, Streptophyta, Magnoliopsida, Brassicales, Brassicaceae. Bases 1424 to 2617 code for a protein of 397 amino acids. The record is from RefSeq and is a predicted model, not a curated record.